AUGGACAGGAGUCAUGUGCAACCCAUCAAGCUUGCUAGGGCAACCAAAGUACUGGGCAGGACCAGUUCACCAGGACAGUGCACAUGGGUGUGUGUGAAAUUUAUGGAUGGUACCAGCCACUCUAUCACCCAAAGCAUCAAAGGCCCCAUUCUAGAGGGUGAUGUACUUACCCUGUUGGAGUCACAAAGAGGAGCUCGGAGCACCUGUCACGGAGACGGGAUGCAGGCUCAGCGGCCGCUUCCUCCUGCCCCCGCCGCCCAGCGGACCCUCGGCUCCCGGCAACGCGCCCGCGGCCCACGCCGACUAGAAAGCGCCCAUUGA
Messenger RNA from Rattus rattus (black rat), 321 nucleotides. Its product is annotated as 40S ribosomal protein S28-like. The coding region runs from base 1 to 321 and encodes 106 amino acids. Gene Ontology annotation, cellular component: ribosome; cytosolic small ribosomal subunit. The transcript has 2 exons. Lineage: Eukaryota; Metazoa; Chordata; Mammalia; Rodentia; Muridae. Gene Ontology annotation, biological process: translation; ribosomal small subunit assembly; maturation of SSU-rRNA. The record is from RefSeq and is a predicted model, not a curated record. Gene Ontology annotation, molecular function: structural constituent of ribosome.